AUGUUACUGAGAGGAGUCUAUGGAGAGGAUAAUGCAUUUGUUGAUGAACCUCCUGAUGGAUACUAUCAGCGAAUCUCACUAGACGACUGUCCCAGCCGAUUUUACAGUGAAGACGUAUCGAGCGCUUUGGGAUUUUAUAUUCUAGGUGGAUUGAGAGCAUUUCGCCGCGAGUUUCCUCAUAUGGCUGCGAUUGGAUGGGUUAACGAAAAUACCGGUACGGUGGAUUACACUUGUGGUGGUUCUCUAAUAUCCUCCCGGUUUGUCGUCACGGCGGGUCACUGUGGCUUGAACGAUGACAGAAUUCCACCGAACGUAGUACGCUUAGGUGAUACGAAUCUCGCAUCUAGGGAAGAUGAUCGUUUCGCUCAGGAUAUUAAAAUCAAACAAUUUAUUCCCCAUCCAAGCUACAAGCGAUCACAGAAGUACUUCGAUAUUGCCUUGAUAGAGCUGGAACAGGAUGCUAAACUGGAUUCCUCCGUAUGUCCGAUUUGUCUGUGGCCUAAAGACAAUCUCCAAACGUUCACCGGUGGAUUUCAAGUUGCCGGUUUUGGAAUCACGGAUUACGCAUCAGACGCUAGUCCCACAUUGCAAAAAGCAUCCCUCAACUACUGGGACUAUGACGCAUGUAACACAAAUCUACCUCGUCCACGAUCACUGUAUCGAGGACUGACGCCGGACCAAUUCUGCUCCAAGACACCAAGCAAAGACACCUGUCACGGGGACUCCGGAGGACCAAUUCAAAUCGAUCUCAACGAUGUCAAUAAGGUCAUUCCCUAUCUGGUGGGGGUCACGUCGUUCGGAACCGGCUGUUGGGAUGGGUCUUUCGGGGUGUACACAAAGAUUUCCAGUUACAUUAGGUGGAUCGCUUCGAUAGCAAACGUUACGGUCGAUCCGCUGGAAUGUGCCCGUCAAUCGGAAUGUCUAUCAUCGAGAAAAUUUUCCGACAGUCGCAUAACUCCACAGAACAACUCACCUUUCUUUCGAGUCGAGCUGCAGCGUUCUGGAGAAAGUUUCAACCACUGCAGUGGUGCUCUAAUAGACUAUCGGCAUGUGGUUACCUCGGCUAGCUGCACCCGUUGGAACGGCAGGGAUCCGUCUCACAUCAAAGCGAACGAACAGUUGAUUAAAAUUACCGAAAUCAUUCGACAUCCCUCGUACGUUCAAGGACAAAACUAUGACGACAUCGCUGUAUUGACACUUGAGAAAUUCUAUAAUUCGUACAAGAUCUACCAAAUCGUUGCACCGGCUUGCAUUUGGAACAACGAGCGCAUUCCGGAGCCGAUCGUUUUCUUUUCCGGUUAUGGACCGGACUUCACUGGAUCUGCAGCGGACAAAACAUCCGCUGUUCCGUUAAAAAUCCUAACGGCUUUCUAUCUGGAAAAUGGACGUUGCAAUGCAAAUUACAGUUCGCAGUUUCAAAACGAACUGCCUGGUGGAUUUAAUAGUAAUUUUAUUUGCUCUGAAAAUCCCAUUGAUUUGGUUCCAGAAAUAUGCAAGCUGGAACCAGGUGGACCAAUUUCCAACUUUCGCCGGGACAACAUAGUACCGUAUGUAUACGGUAUCAACACGUUAGGGGAGCAGUGUGGUGGAGCAGGGAAUGUUUUCGUCGCUACGCGGAUCUCGUUUUAUUACAAAUGGAUCGAAUCGAUCGUUCUCAAUCGAACGGAUCCAGCGAAGGAAACACCAUCUAAAAUAGCCGAUGGAUCGGAAAGAGUCUACGAACCUUUAAUCGUCAGUAGAAACGAUGUUGCAUUCGAGCAAGACCUAGCUGAUCGCCGGCUAAGACCCUAUGGAAAUCGACUGGUGCCCGGAGGUUUGAAACGCGUCGCAACUGCUGCUGUGCAUCACCGCGUCAAAGAAUUCACCGAGAACCCGCUGGAGGUGACAAUCUACGGCACCCAGUUGAAGCACGUCCCACUUAAUACCGAAGACCUUUUGCAGACGCUCGACUCCAUCGCGGUUCAACACCAUCGCCAGGAUCAACCGCCCACGCCACCAGCACCACCACCACUAACCAACAGCAGUUUCGAAAUUUUAAAAUCAUUAGAACUGACCAGUCCGCAGCCUAAUCUCGAGCAAAUAUUUCACCAACAGACCCGGCAGCCUUCCGUUCAGUUUUCGCAAUACGGCAGCACCGCUUGGCGACCUUUCCUUUCACCAUCAACGGCUCAACCGUUCAUCUCACCCGCGGCGCCAACUUUGGUCCAGCAAAGCUCAAAACCGUCCAUCGGUUCUCCGCCUUGCAUAACGACCUCAUCGGUAACCAACACUAGACAACCGGCACAGCAGCCGGUACCGGUCAAUCAAUAUUUUCCGAGAGUCCCAGCACCAUCGACUGGCUUCCCGUCCAACGUGCACUCUCUACCACUGCCUUCCUUCAGCAUCACGAAAUCUGUUGAACUUUACCGGGACGGUCGUUGCACUUCAAGCGCCGGUUUGGCCGGAAGAUGCCUGCACUACAGCUUCUGCCGGCGGGGUCCGGUGGGGACGUGGCUUGGAAGCGGCGGUGGUGGUGGUGGCAUAAUCAGACCCGAUCACGGUUGGUCCUAUUGCAACUAUGACCUGCUGAUUGUGUGCUGUCCGAUUUAA
This is a messenger RNA of Sabethes cyaneus, 2589 nucleotides long. RefSeq names its product transmembrane protease serine 9-like. The record is from RefSeq and is a predicted model, not a curated record. Gene Ontology annotation, molecular function: serine-type endopeptidase activity. Bases 1 to 2589 code for a protein of 862 amino acids. The transcript is spliced from 9 exons. NCBI's taxonomy places the organism in Eukaryota, Metazoa, Arthropoda, Insecta, Diptera, Culicidae. Gene Ontology annotation, biological process: proteolysis.